This is a messenger RNA of Phragmites australis (common reed), 3346 nucleotides long. Its product is annotated as kinesin-like protein KIN-14A. Gene Ontology annotation, molecular function: microtubule motor activity; ATP binding; microtubule binding. The transcript is spliced from 18 exons. NCBI's taxonomy places the organism in Eukaryota, Viridiplantae, Streptophyta, Magnoliopsida, Poales, Poaceae. Gene Ontology annotation, biological process: microtubule-based movement. The record is from RefSeq and is a predicted model, not a curated record. Bases 58 to 2934 code for a protein of 958 amino acids.
GGAGCCUCCUCUCCCUCUCCCUCUUCCUCUUCCUCCCAAGGCAAGGCAGGAGCAAGCAUGGCGGAGCCGCCGCGAGUGUCUUUCCGUGACGGCCGCCUCUCGUCGCAGAAGGCGGAGGAGGCCGCAUGGAGGCGGCAUCAGGCAGCGGCCUGGCUUGAGACCAUGGUGGGCUCCUUCGGCUUGCCCCCUUGCCCGUCGGACCAACAAUUUGUUGCUGCUCUAAGAAAUGGCAUUAUCCUAUGCAAGGCAAUUAACAGGGUACAACAGGGUGCUGUGCCCAAGGUUGUUGCAAAUGCCCCCUGCGAUAGCCAGCCAUCCACUGCGUUUCAGUAUUUCGAGAACAUCCGCAACUUCUUAGUUGCUGUCCAAAAGCUGAAGCUACCGACUUUUGAGGCCUCUGAUUUAGAAAAGGACAAUCUGGAUGUUGCUUCGGUGGGCAAGAUUGUCGACUGUGUCAUUUCAUUGAAGUCUUACCAUGAGUGGAAGCAAGGCGGCAGAGCCAAUGUGCCUCUCAAGUACAUGAAAUCACCUCUUGCAACGCGUUCGUCACUGGUUCAGUCUGAAAAUGUUGCUUUGGGACCUUCAUCCUUCCAAAAGCGUCUAGACUUGGCAGAAGCUGAUGCUGACAGACAACCAUUUCAAAAUGUGGAUCAAGAGGCAAUGGAGAAACUUCAGAAAGUUAUUCUUGAUUGCAUCUUGAGUCAUAAAGAAAAUUUUGACCAAGAAGUUCUGAAAAAGUUCAAGCACCUUCAGUUUCUUUCUCCAGGAGAGCUUACAAAAAAGUCAACUCAGAGAAUUGAGUGUUCUAACUCACAAAUUGAGGAAAGACAACGGCUCUUGCAAGCACAUGAAACAGAACUUUCAGAGCUCAAGAAAAUGUUUCAAGAUGUUAAAGUUGACUUCAGGUCUUUGCAGACCCAAUUCCAAGAUGACAUAACGAAAUUAGGUGACAAUAUCCAAGAGCUUUCCAAAGCUGCUCUUGGUUAUAACCAAGCUGUAAAAGAAAACAGAAACUUGUAUAACAUGCUUCAAGAACUGCGAGGAAAUAUCCGAGUCCUCUGCCGGAUAAGGCCACUUCUUAAUUCGGAGUCUAUUUCUUCAAUUGACCAUAUUGGAAAUGAUGGCUCAGUAAUGGUCUGUGAUCCAUUUAAACCACAAAGUACGUGUAAAAUCUUCCAGUUCAACCAAGUUUUUGGGCCGACAACUACUCAAGAUGAGGUGUACAAGGAGACACAACCGUUGAUUAGAUCUGUCAUGGAUGGAUAUAAUGUAUGCAUCUUUGCUUAUGGGCAGACAGGUUCUGGCAAAACCCAUACAAUGUGUGGUCCAUCUGGUGGGUUGCCUAAGGAUUUUGGAAUCAAUUACUUGGCAUUGAAUGAUCUCUUCGAUAUAUCAACUUCUAGGGAAGAUGUGAAGUAUGAUAUACGGGUGCAGAUGGUUGAAAUUUACAACGAACAAGUUCGUGAUCUUCUAAGUGAGGACACUUCAAGCACAAAAUUAGAUAUAAGGGCUUCCUCAAACAAUGGUCUGUUGAACCUUCCAGAUGCAAAGAUCUGCCCUGUGCAGUCCCCUUAUGACGUUAUCAAUUUAAUGCAGUUGGGCGAAAAGCACCGAGCUUCUGGUUCAACAGCAAUGAACCACAGGAGCAGUCGUUCCCACAGUAUCUUAACUGUCCAUGUAAAUGGGAAGGACAUAUCUGGCAAUGUGAGCCGUAGCAGUUUGCAUUUGGUAGAUCUUGCAGGAAGUGAAAGGGUUGAUAGGUCAGAAGCCACAGGAGAAAGAUUGAAGGAGGCUCAGCAUAUUAACAAGUCACUUUCCUGCCUUGGAGAUGUUAUCAACGCAUUAGCUCUGAAGAAUUCUCACAUUCCUUACAGAAAUAGCAAACUCACCCAACUGCUACAGAGUUCAUUAGGGGGAAAUGCGAAGACACUUAUGUUUGCUCACAUAAGUCCGGAGGCAGAAUCUUAUGCAGAAUCUCUUAGUACAUUGAAAUUUGCUCAAAGGGCUUCUACUGUAGAACUUGGAACUGCGCAUGCAAACAAAGAAAGCGGAGAAAUAAGAGAGCUUAAAGAACAGGUAGACACUCUGAAAAAGGCAUUGGCAAGCAAAGAGUUGGAAAAAACAUCACUUAAACUCAAGGAGAACACAAUAACGAGUGAGAGAACAAAGAAACUACUGGAUCACACCCCUCCGAGGUCACAGAGGUUAAGCUUAGAGAAUGCUAGUUCUGGUAAAGCCAGAAUGCCAGAAGGAAAGACUCCAAAAUCGCCUAGUUCAACGAUGAGUUUCACCGAAGAUCAGGGGGUAACCCAUGACAAAGAAUGCAGCUCUGUUGGCUUCCAUCACACCAAGCGCCACAAAUCAAUAAUACAGAUGUCAGCAACUUUCCCUGAAGAUCCUGUCAGAGAGAACGAGAAGAUAAUUUCUACAGUUGAUACAGUGGGAUUUUGUCAACUACCCCCUGAUGCUUAUAAUAUGAUUAAGCAAUCAGGAUUACAUACUCCAGAGAGAACACCUUGCAGGUCAAAGAACAUGAGCACUGAAGUGAGUCGCGCUCAUGACCCUUCUACAACUGCGAAAUCGGGGAAAAUAAUGACAAGUAAUGCAACGAAGAAAGGAUCACAUUUAAGGAAGUCAAUUCAGAGCAGCAUAGGGAGAAUGAUUCAUGGCUCUGAAAGAAGGAAUAAUCAACAUUCAGCACAAGGGACUCCAGCUAAAAUCACUAGGAACGCAUGCCAUGAUAUUGCAUCCCCAGUUAUAGCUGAUGUUAGGUUAUGGAGGAGACAGUCAUUGGCAGGUCUCCCACCACCGCCCUCAACUAUGUCACACAGAUCCUCCCUUGGAGGAAGGUCGGAUAUAAGUUCAAACGAUAAAAGAGGUGCCAAAACACCACCGCCGGUGAAUUCAGCGAUAAAGGUGAAAAGAUGGCUGUGAAUCUGAAGCGAAACUCGUCAGAAAAUUUUGACUUGAAGCAGAGCUGUCCAAAACUGAUACAUUCUUUCAUGUCAUCAGUCAACUAUAUUUUCUCAUGCUAAAAACAAAGGAAGUUGGCUUGGGUGGUUACAUUCUUUGUAACGACUGAAACAUGUUUCUAGAGGUUGUAUCAAUUGGAAUCGGUAAAACAGGCCCUUGUGUGUGUUGUAUUCUGAAUUUCUGAUGUGUAUUCACUUGUUGGAUCUUCUAGAGAAACUGCACAGGUGGUUCAACUGAAUAAUUGAGCAGCGAAAAUACAGUCACGUCUGGUAGGGUCGCUAGCAACAUGUGCUACUUGAAUUUCAUUACAUGAGCACUUCUGAGAUUAACAUUUUCCACUUCUCUAAUGAAAUUGGCUGAGAACAGUCCUUUU